GUCACCGCCGGGUUUGUCAUAUAGACUAAUCAAAUCUGUUUUACAACUUGACACCAAAUUAUUCAUUACUUACACAGAAAAAUCAACUGCGCUAAAUCUCCUAAUCCCGUCAAUAUUAUUAGCUUUGCAUCUCUCUUCCAAUUUUAUUUUAAAAAAAUAAAAUCCGCCAUCAAAGCAAAAACAAAAAGCUGUGCAAAAGAAUGAGCAGAUGGAAGGUGGUGAUCACAAUUAUGUACACUGUUGUUAUACUCCUUCAGUUGAGCUCCCUGCGGUUGGUGCAGUGCCAAUUGCCGAGCCCAGCUUCUUUUGAUUUGCUCACACAAAUGGCGUACACAAGGCUACAAAAUCUCACCUCAAACAUCCUCUCCACUAGACUCGUCCAAGAUUACAGCUUUUGCAUUCAUAACCCGGAAGCCGAAUGGAAUAGAGCUUUCAAUUAUUCCUCGGAUUUAAGUUUCUUGACUGCUUGCCUUGCCAGUACUGGAGAUGUUGGUCGGCGAUUAUGCACAUCAGCAGAAGUUUCAGUUUAUUUUGAUAACUUGAGGAAUGGAGGAAAUAACCUAAGGCCAAACAGGAACUGUAAUUCUUCUCAUUGGGUGUCCGGUUGUGAGCCUGGAUGGGCUUGCUCAGCCGAUCCUGAUGAGUCAGUUGACCUCCAAAAUUCUCGAGUUAUGCCUGCAAGAGGAUCCGAAUGCAGUUCAUGCUGUGAGGGCUUCUUUUGCCCGCAAGGCCUCACUUGCAUGAUGCGUGAUUAUUCCUACCAACUUCCACCAGGACAAAGGAAUCACACUUGUGGUGGUGCGAAUAUUUGGGCAGAUGCUCGUUCGAACAACGAGCUUUUCUGUUCUGCUGGUUCCUAUUGCCCCACAAUUACUGAGAGAGUGCCGUGUAGCAGUGGGAAUUACUGUCCAAUGGGAUCCACGGAUGAGAACCGAUGCUCUAGAUUGACAACGUGCGAUUCGAGUACAGAAAGUCAAAAUAUUCAUGCAUAUGGAGUUGUGCUCAUUGUUGCAUUGACUACUAUUCUGCUUAUUAUAUACAACUGCUCGGAUCAAAUCCUGACCACACGAGAAAGAAGAUACGCCAAAUACAGAGAAGCCGCUGCAAGAACUGCCAGGGAGAAAACACAAGCUCGCGCCAGGUGGAAGGCUGCUAAGGAUGCUGCGAAAAAACAUGCCAUCGAGUUACAAUCCCAACUCUCGGGCAAAUUCUCUAAGAAGAAGUCCCUCAAAAACACAGACGAGAUCAAGAUUUUGGAUCCCGAGGCAAAUGACGAUCACUUGCAUCCAACCACUUCAGAUGCAUCGACUGGAAAAGAAGAUGACCACAUCAUCGAGCUUCAUGAUCCAGAGCAGCGGAAUAAAAUUGUGAAGAAAAAAAUCCAUAAAGAAAAGGAAAAGGAAAUUCAUACGCAUAGUCAGAUUUUCAAGUAUGCUUACUCGCAGCUAGAGAGAGAGAAAGCCGAGCAGCAGCAGCAGAACAAGAAUCUGACAUUCUCAGGCGUGAUUUCAAUGGCCACAAAGAGCGAUACAAGGAAAAGACCACUGAUCGAGAUUGAUUUCAAAGACGUAAGUGUGACUCUAAAAGGAAAACAUAAGCGUCUUAUGCGAGCUGUGACAGGGAAGAUAAAGCCGCGCCGCAUAACGGCAAUCAUGGGUCCAUCAGGAGCUGGAAAAACAACUUUUCUCUCUGCUUUGGCGGGAAAAACAGUCGGUUGCACGGUUAGCGGUACGAUUUUGAUUAAUGGGAAGGGAGUUUCGAUUCAUUCGUACAGGAAGAUCGUCGGUUUUGUUCCGCAAGAUGAUAUCGUGCAUGGGAAUUUGACCGUGGAGGAAAAUCUGUGGUUUAGUGCUCGGUGCAGACUAUCUGCAGAUUUGUCAAAGGCGGAUAAGGUACUUACAGUAGAGAGAGUGAUUGACUCGUUAGGACUGCAGGGAAUUCGGGGUUCUUUAGUUGGGACUGUUGAGAAACGAGGUAUAUCUGGAGGCCAGAGGAAAAGAGUGAAUGUUGGUAUUGAGUUAGUUAUGGAACCAUCUUUGUUGUUCUUGGACGAGCCUACAUCUGGUUUGGACAGCUCGUCUUCUCAGCUACUUCUUAGAGCACUUAGACGAGAAGCUCUUGUCGGGGUCAAUGUCUGCAUGGUUGUUCAUCAACCAAGCUAUACAUUGUUCCAAAUGUUUGAUGACUUGGUACUCCUAGCCAAAGGAGGUCUCACCGUUUAUCACGGGUCUGCAAGAAAAGUUGAGGAGUACUUUUCAAAUCUUGGGAUAAAUGUUCCCGAGCGCGUGAAUCCUCCAGAUUACUUUAUUGAUAUUUUGGAAGGGAUGGUUAAGACGAGCUCGAGCUCGGGUGUGAGUUACACUGAACUUCCUCUGAGGUGGAUGUUGCAUAAUGGCUAUCCUAUUCCUCCGGAUAUGAGAAUUAAUUCUUCCGGACAAAAUAUCCAAAGUUUGGAGGUUACUGAUCACAACCAUGGUUUUGACGUGGAGGAUCAAUCUUUUGCGGGGGAAGUAUGGCAAGAUGUUAAGGCUAGCGUGCAGCGUAAGCGUGAUAGAAUAAGGCACAAUUUUUUGAAGUCUACUGACUUGUCCUACCGUAGGACCCCGAAUAUUUUCUUGCAGUACAAGUAUUUUCUUGGGAGGUUGAGUAAGCAGCGAAUGCGAGAAGCCAAAACACAGGCAGUGGAUUAUCUUAUCCUUUUAAUAGCUGGGGCCUGUUUGGGUUCACUCACAAGGGCUAGUGAUGCAACCUUUGGUUUUGCUGCUUAUACAUACACAUUAAUUGCUGUCUCUCUGUUAUGCAAGAUUGCGGCUUUGAGAUCGUUUUCUCAGGACAGGUUACAAUACUCGAGAGAAAGCGCAGCUGGCAUUAGCAGCUUGGCUCAUUUUUUGUCCAAGGACACAAUCGACCUUUUCAACAUCCUAAUAAAGCCUGUUAUCUAUCUAUCCAUGUUUUAUUUCUUCACCAAUCCAAGGUCAUCCUUCGCGGAUAACUAUGUUGUCUUGCUCUGCCUCGUUUAUUGCGUGACAGGCAUAGGUUAUGCUUUGGCCAUAUUUCUUGAACCCGGGCCUUCUCAGCUGUGUUCGGUUUUACUUCCAGUGGUGUUGACUCUUAUUUCAACCCAGUUAAACGCGAGCAUCUUCGUAAAGAAUUUAUCCAACUUUUGUUACCCAAAGUGGGCCCUAGAAGCUUUUGUCAUUGCAAAUUCCGAAAGGUAUUAUGGUGUGUGGCUUUUGACAAGAUGUGGUGCGCUGAUGAGGUAUGGAUACAACGUUGGUAACUGGGGGCUCCGCUUAUGUUUGUUGAUUCUUGCUGGUGUAGCCUCUCGUGCUAUAGCUUUCAUUGCUAUGAUAACUUUUCGAAAAAAGUGAUUUAGAAAAUCUCCUAAGUAUCAAGUCACACGAUUCCAGCAUCAACUUACAGNCAGUUUGCAUUCUUUGAUUGAAUGUUGUAACAUUUUGUGGAGUGUAAAGUACA
Striga asiatica is the source of this 3477-nucleotide messenger RNA. Lineage: Eukaryota; Viridiplantae; Streptophyta; Magnoliopsida; Lamiales; Orobanchaceae. The record is from the annotation of a GenBank genome assembly.